AUGUCUGUCCUCCCGUUCGUGCGGGGGGUGGACUUCUCGCGGAACCAGUUCAAAGUGAGUUUAGUUCCACAGAAAGCGUACAGCGAGCACCCAAACUCUUACUAUAUCAUCAAUGACUGCUCUCUCUGCAAUACUGAUACAGCUGGACCAGUUUCAAACAAAGAUGGCGGAGAGAUGAGCAAUCUGAGAUGGCUGAGGUUGAAUCGUAGUCAACUUGGCAGUCUACCAGACGAGAUUGACCAGUUCCAGAAACUGGAGGUUCUGACUAUUGCCCACAACAAGAUGACAGCUCUCCACAGCGGAAACCUACCGGCUCUCUCCUCUCUCCGGGUGGUGAGCGUGUCACACAACAAUCUCAGAGACUCUGGGCUCCCUUCCGAACUCUUCACCUUGAAGGAACUCCACACCCUAGACAUGAGCUACAACAACCUCACCAAGAUACCGGACGAACUCCUCAAGUCAAAGAGUCUCAUCGUUCUUGACCUCAGUCACAACAAGGUCUCCACCAUCCCUGGAGCUCUGUUGAUCCAGUUGACUGGCGUGGAGUACUUUGACCUCAGCCACAACGAGCUCCAGUCACUUCCACCACAGCUGCGGAGAAUGGAGCACCUGAAACACCUGAAUGUGGCCAACAAUCCUCUCCAACAUUAUGCCUUCAAAGUUUUGGAUAAACUGACAAAUCUGACUAGUCUCAACCUAUCUGCAACUGGAAGAGAUUUCACCAACCUGCCUCACAUCGACAAACUCGUAAACCUAACAGGUUAGUUAGUCACUCAGCCUGAUGACUACACUAUUAUGACACAUGUACCCAAACAGACCAUUUA
Molecule: messenger RNA, 824 nt
Organism: Geodia barretti
Lineage: Eukaryota; Metazoa; Porifera; Demospongiae; Tetractinellida; Geodiidae
Source: the annotation of a GenBank genome assembly